AACAGAGCGCGAGAGCGAGAGCGAGAGAUAACACCCACACCCUGCUCGCUUCGUCUCUCUCUCUAUAUAUAUCAAACCCUCCUGCACUAAAAGAGCAUUUCACCUGCUCCAAAGGCUCGUCUAGCUGCUGGGCGGACCUGUAGUUUAAACGCAAGCAUUGUUUCUUUUUCCGGAGCUGACAAAAAGUCAAAAAGAAGCGAGAGAGAGACUGAGAGAGGAGAGAGACAUGGCCACGACAACCUGUACGCGAUUCACAGACGAGUUUCAGCUGUACGAGGAGCUGGGGAAGGGAGCCUUUUCAGUGGUGCGCAGAUGUGUUAAGCUGUGUACAGGACAGGAGUAUGCCGCCAAAAUAAUCAACACCAAAAAGUUAUCUGCAAGAGAUCACCAGAAGUUGGAACGAGAGGCUCGGAUCUGUCGCCUGUUGAAACACCCCAACAUCGUUCGUCUUCAUGACAGUAUAUCAGAGGAGGGCUUCCACUACCUCCUGUUUGACUUGGUGACCGGAGGUGAACUGUUUGAGGACAUCGUAGCCAGAGAGUAUUACAGUGAGGCCGAUGCCAGUCAUUGCAUCCAGCAGAUCCUGGAGGCGGUGCUUCACUGCCAUCAAUCGGGCGUGGUGCACCGGGACCUGAAGCCAGAGAACCUGCUCCUAGCAAGCAAAUGUAAGAAUGCCGCAGUGAAGCUGGCCGACUUUGGCCUGGCCAUUGAGGUGCAGGGGGAUCAGCAGGCCUGGUUUGGAUUUGCUGGCACACCGGGGUACCUGUCCCCUGAGGUAUUGAGGAAGGAGGCAUAUGGCAAACCUGUGGACAUCUGGGCCUGCGGGGUGAUCCUCUACAUCCUGCUGGUGGGUUACCCUCCUUUCUGGGACGAGGACCAGCACAAGCUGUACCAGCAGAUCAAGGCUGGGGCUUACGAUUUCCCUUCCCCAGAGUGGGAUACAGUCACCCCAGAGGCCAAAAACCUGAUCAACCAGAUGCUGACCAUCAACCCAGCCAAGAGGAUCACUGCCCAGGAGGCCCUCAAGCACCCAUGGGUCUGCCAACGGUCCACAGUGGCGUCUAUGAUGCACAGACAGGAGACCGUGGAGUGCCUGAAGAAAUUCAAUGCCAGGAGGAAACUCAAGGGGGCCAUUCUUACUACCAUGCUGGUUUCUCGAAAUUUCUCUGUGGGCAGCAGGCAGACCACCGCUCCAGCCUCUGUCUCUGUGGCCGCAGCAGCAGUGGCCGCAGCCGCCGGCACCACCGCAGGGCUGGUGGAACAAGCAGCUAAGAGCUUGCUCAACAAAAAGGCAGAUGUCAAGAAACGCAAGUCCAGCUCUACUGUCCAGUAUAUGCCCACGACAAACAGCAUCAAAAACAGCAUAGUCACCAGCCCCAAAGGAAACACCCCUUCACCUGCUCUGGAACCUCAGACAACCGUCAUCCAUAAUCCAGUGGAUGGGACGAAGGAGUCAUCAGACAGCAGCAACACCACUGUGGAGGAUGAAGACGUGAAAGGAAAGAGCUUAGACAACAGCUCGCUUAAGGCGCAGUCCAGCACAAGCUCCCAGCCGGAUAGCUCCUCAGCUGCUGUGCACUCUGCCACAAAGUUUGCUGACUUGCUGGGCUCAGUGCGUAGGGGCUCAGGGCCCACAUCCGACGGGGAAGGGAGAUCCAGCACUCCGCCUCACGCUGCCCUCUCCGCCCCCUCCCCUCCACACACCCCUGUUGUCCCCAUGCAGAUGUCUCGGCUCACAGACCUGGUAAGCAGCAUUCGCAGGGUGCCGGUGGCCCCUGCACCCGAGGGUGACGCUGCACCGGCGCCGGUACCUAGCGCCAGGCCCGCCCCUCCACCUGCACACACCACCUCCCCACCUCCCCCUCACUCCCCCUCCAGCCCUUCCCUGUCUUCCUCUCAGACACGCAAACAAGAAAUUAUCAAGAUCACCGAGCAGCUGAUAGAGGCAAUCAACAAUGGAGACUUUGAGGCAUACGCUAAGAUCUGCGACCCUGGACUGACUUCGUUUGAGCCGGAGGCGCUGGGCAACCUGGUCGAGGGGAUGGAUUUCCACAGAUUCUACUUUGAGAAUCUUUUGGCUAAGAACAGCAAGCCCAUCCACACCACCAUCCUGAACCCACACGUCCACCUGAUCGGCGAGGAUGCGGCCUGCAUCGCUUACAUCCGCCUGACUCAGUAUGUUGACAACCAGGGUCGGCCGCGGUCCAGCCAGUCGGAGGAAACUCGUGUCUGGCAUCGCAGAGACAGCAAGUGGCAGAACAUCCACUUCCACUGCUCAGGUGCACCAGCUGCGCCACUCCAGUGAGGUUUGAAUGCUAUAGUUUUGUCCGUCAGGAGUGCUCUGCUGGAGUGAGAAGAGGAGGGGGAGGAGGAGGAGGAGGAAGGGAUGAAAGAACAAGUCCAGUGACUUCAACAACAAACCCUCCCUUCACUGGACGCCCGGCCUCAACCCCCAGCAUGCAUCUCUUCUUUUACUACGGUCUGUCACCUGCCCUACAACAUCUUCUAACAGCUCUCAAACAAACAGCUCGACAUCCUUCCUCUUCUUUUCCUCCGGCACACUGGGUGAUUGGCGGCGGGUUGGGGGGGGUGUUUUCAGCACUCGGUGUGAUUCCUUCUUCCUCUGGUCUCUUCCUCCCGUCCCCACAACUCUUGUCCUCCUGUGAAUCCACACUUGUGUGACAUAAACACUGCACUGGAAAUACAGUAUGUAAAGUUUUAAGUAAAAUCUAUUAUUAGUAUUACUAUAUUAUUAUUAUUAUAUUACACAUUUGCAAUUGUAUAUGUAAUUUGUAUAAUUCGAAAUUCUUGAUGCCAGUGGUUUCUAGAGUUGAAAGAAAUCUUUUUUUUGUUUUUCUCUUUAUAUUUUUAAGGAAGCAUGUUUUUUUCCCUAUAUUAACAGUGGAUGUUUUUUUUAUUGUGGCUAUUAAGUGGAAAAUGAUAUUGGCAGUUUUUGUAAUUUGCUUCUUGUAUGUGAGCUAUAAUAC
Messenger RNA from Sebastes umbrosus (honeycomb rockfish), 2987 nucleotides. RefSeq names its product calcium/calmodulin-dependent protein kinase (CaM kinase) II beta 1 (gene camk2b1). The record is from RefSeq and is a predicted model, not a curated record. Gene Ontology annotation, molecular function: calmodulin binding; ATP binding; calcium/calmodulin-dependent protein kinase activity. The transcript is spliced from 25 exons. NCBI's taxonomy places the organism in Eukaryota, Metazoa, Chordata, Actinopteri, Perciformes, Sebastidae. Bases 227 to 2305 code for a protein of 692 amino acids. Gene Ontology annotation, cellular component: cytoplasm; neuron projection. Gene Ontology annotation, biological process: protein phosphorylation.